Messenger RNA from Myotis lucifugus (little brown bat), 2644 nucleotides. It is a transcript of the gene ZIC3, whose product is annotated as Zic family member 3. The transcript is spliced from 3 exons. The record is from RefSeq and is a predicted model, not a curated record. NCBI's taxonomy places the organism in Eukaryota, Metazoa, Chordata, Mammalia, Chiroptera, Vespertilionidae. Gene Ontology annotation, biological process: regulation of transcription by RNA polymerase II; central nervous system development. The coding region runs from base 482 to 1885 and encodes 467 amino acids. Gene Ontology annotation, molecular function: DNA-binding transcription factor activity, RNA polymerase II-specific; RNA polymerase II cis-regulatory region sequence-specific DNA binding. Gene Ontology annotation, cellular component: nucleus.
CGAGCAGUGCGGACCGAACCUGCCUCCUGCCCGCUGGCCGUGAGCUGGCUCUGCUAUUUAGCGCAGCCCAGCCCGGAGACCCGUGUGGAGGGAGCCUCCUGGCCCCUCGGUUGUGCUCUUUGGGAGAGGAGGGGUGCCUGGGACAGGAUUAGAAAACUCCGCCCUCCACUUGUUAUUUUGCUUAUUUUUCUUUGUGCGCGCCAGUUAGUUUGUUAAACCAGAUCUAGUCCCAGAAUCUUUCUCCUCACUUCCCCUCCCCCCUCCUCCCCCCUCCAGCUCUUUCUACUACUUCCCUUCCUCCUAUCCUUCUGCAGGAGACUCGCAGCGACGGAAAGUUGCAGCCCCUGGUACUGCCUUGGGGGUCUCCCGGCUGUGUCCAACUGCCGCCACCCCUCUCCGACUACAGCACUUCGGAGAUCUCCUUUGCCCGCACCGUCGCUCAUUGCAGCCGGAUCGCCAGUGCCCAGAACGCCCCCCACCCAUGACGAUGCUCCUGGACGGAGGCCCACAGUUCCCCGGGCUGGGAGUGGGCAGCUUCGGCGCGCCGCGCCACCACGAGAUGCCCAACCGCGAGCCGGCGGGCAUGGGGCUGAGUCCCUUCGGGGACUCUCCCCACGCCGCCGCCGCAGCCGCUGCUGCUGCCUUCAAGCUGAGCCCCGCCGCGGCUCACGAUCUAUCUUCUGGCCAGAGUUCUGCAUUCAUGCCACAGGGUUCGGGUUACGCCAACGCCCUGGGCCAUCACCACCACCACCACCACCACCACCAUCACCACACCAGCCAGGUGCCCAGCUAUGGCGGUGCCGCCUCCGCCGCCUUCAAUUCCACGCGUGACUUUCUGUUCCGCCAGCGCAGCUCCGGGCUCGGCGAGGCUGCCUCGGGUGGCGGGCAGCACGCGCUCUUCGCUGGUUCCGCGAGCGGUCUGCACGCUCCAGCUGGCAUUCCCGAACCAUCAAGUUACCUGCUCUUCCCUGGGCUGCAUGAGCAGACCACCGGGCACCCGUCGCCUACCGGGCACAUGGACAACAACCAGGUACACCUAGGGCUGCGAGGGGAGCUGUUUGGCCGUGCGGACCCGUACCGCACGGUAGCCAGCCCGCGCACGGACCCCUACACGGCCGGCGCGCAGUUCCCUAACUACAGCCCCAUGAACAUGAACAUGGGCGUGAAUGUGGCGGCCCACCACGGGCCUGGCGCCUUCUUCCGUUAUAUGCGGCAGCCCAUCAAGCAGGAGCUGUCGUGCAAGUGGGUCGACGAAGCUCAGCUAAAUCGGCCCAAGAAGAGCUGCGACCGGACCUUCAGCACCAUGCACGAGCUGGUGACACAUGUCACCAUGGAGCAUGUGGGGGGCCCGGAGCAGAACAACCACGUCUGCUACUGGGAGGAGUGUCCCCGAGAGGGCAAGUCCUUCAAGGCGAAGUACAAACUGGUCAACCACAUUCGAGUGCACACGGGGGAGAAGCCCUUCCCAUGCCCCUUCCCAGGCUGCGGAAAAAUCUUUGCCCGCUCCGAGAACCUCAAGAUCCACAAGAGGACCCAUACAGGUGAGAAACCUUUCAAAUGUGAAUUUGAAGGAUGUGACAGGCGCUUUGCCAACAGCAGCGACCGCAAGAAGCACAUGCACGUGCACACCUCGGACAAGCCCUAUAUCUGCAAAGUGUGCGACAAGUCCUACACGCACCCUAGCUCCCUGCGAAAGCACAUGAAGGUUCAUGAAUCUCAAGGGUCAGAUUCCUCCCCUGCUGCCAGUUCAGGCUAUGAAUCUUCCACUCCACCCGCUAUAGCUUCUGCAAACAGUAAAGAUACCACUAAACCCCCUUCUGCAGUUCAAACUAGCACCAGCCACAACCCUGGACUUCCUCCCAAUUUUAACGAAUGGUACGUCUGAGGACAAACACAAACCCUGUUAACCAUAAAAUGGACCAAAUGCAUUUUAAAAAGAAAACUGAGGCCAAUCAAAUGGAAAUGGAGUUUUAAGGCAAGAGGCCAUAUAUAGGGCUACAUCUUGUUCAUUGUAAUUGUCUAGGAAGGUUUCUGGGUAAGAUCCAAAAGUAGGCAUGCCCUUUCUCAGGAUUAGGAAACAUGUUUUGGCAUUUGAAAGAUAAAAAAAAAAUAUUUUCACUGCUUUUUCUCCCCUUUCUCAUGCUGUCUGCAUACCCCAUCCCUAAACUCCUUCAGUUCAUUUUAACACUUGUCUUGUUUUUUGAGAGGAAGUUAUAGAAGGCUUGGUGGUGGUGAUGUUAAGCUGAUUCUUCGCCUUAGUGGUGAUUGUUUAAACUCUCAGUCUUAAACCGUGCCAAAGUCCUGUUAUGUCUUGAACUUUUUCUCAAAGCAUUACUCUUGUGAAUGUAUUUUUGUCUAAUGGGGUCAAAACUGUUGGUCAGUGUUUUUUCAGGAUGAGGAUGUGAUGUUACUCUACACAGAUUGUGACAUUUAGUAUACAGUUGCCUUUUGUAAUAACUUUUUUUUUUGUAAAUACAUACCCAUUGAUGCCAUAUUUAUCGUUGUAAUUUAAUUAUUGCUACAAGUGCCGGGAACUGAACAAUAUUUAUGGAUAAGUGUUUUCUAACAAAUUCUGUACAGCUUUUGAUUAUAACUGCUUUAGCAUUAAAUUUUAUUGUUUUGAAAGAACAAAAUUUACAAUUUU